Molecule: messenger RNA, 1295 nt
Organism: Raphanus sativus (radish)
Lineage: Eukaryota; Viridiplantae; Streptophyta; Magnoliopsida; Brassicales; Brassicaceae
Exons: 4
Coding region: 255-1184 (309 amino acids)
Source: RefSeq, a predicted model, not a curated record
GCAUCCUCUGGCCUUAGCUGCCCGUUCCCAUUAUUCCCUCUUCUCUCUCUACCCUCCUCUUUCUAUAUCUCUAUCUCCCCUUCCACACUGCUUUAUAUUGAUGUUGGCAAAAUCUUAAAGUAAUCUCUCAGAUUCUGGAUUACUUAUUAUUAUGUCUUGGAGAAAUUGGUAAAGAAACAUUUUGUAUAAGGUAAGUGCAGUGCGUCUUGAAGGGAUUCUCUAAGUGAGUGAGUAUUGUGGCAUGAGCAUAGAACAUGCAUGUAAUCAAUGAUCUUCUUUGGAGAGAAUCACAGCUUGGCCACUCUUCUUUUCAGAAAGACAUUUUGAUUCCACUAAAAAACUUGGCAUUGAGAGAAUUAGACAAUGAGAGAGAAUCUACUCAAAUUCAACAGUGUGCCCCACUAGUCAACCUUCUUUUGUCUAUAAACCCGUCACUUCAAGUACUAGUAGUGGCUUCUGACGAUUACUCCAUCAACAUCAUAAUCACAUGCAUGGGAACAAAGAUUGUUGAGCCAAUUACGACAAACUCAUCUGGGUUAAAGAGUGCUGAGCGUAGUGGAUUUAUCAGAUUUGGUGUACAUGGUCAAAGAAAAUCUUCAAAGGUGACGUUGACAGACAACAAAGAGGAGGAAGAAGGAGAUUUUGUUAUAAGGUCAAUGGAUAGGUCUCUUGAAAAGCAAAAAGCUGAAUCGAUCAGACAUACAAUGCAAACCCAAGAAGAUGUUUUCAAGCAACAGGUACGAGAGCUACAUAGAGUAUAUAAGAUACAGAAAAUGAUGAUGGACCAGCUCAAACAUAGAAGCCAAUAUUGUACUAUUAACAACAAAGACCUAACCGGUCCAAGAGAGAGAACCGGAACCUGGUCAGACAUAGACCUCGAAAGUGAGGUUAGAGUCAGGAACAAAACGACGGAUCAUAUUGAAGAGAGCGAACUAGAACUGACAUUGAGCAUUGGAAUGUCUUCUUCAUCUACGAACAAGGACAUGGACUACUCAUCGACAACGUCGUUAAGAUCAUCAUCAGAUAACUGUAAUAAUCAGAGCAAUAAUAACAAUAACAGUAAUAACCAAGAAAGUAGUGGACCAAACACGCCUAUGAGCAGCUCAAGUACGACGUCAUUGGAUCGAGAGAAGAAGAGACCUCAUUGGCUCUUUCAAGGGCUUAGUAUUAACCGAAGUUCUUGAUUUUUGUUAAUUCACUGACUAUCUUUUUCUUCUUUUUUUGUCUUCUUGACCUUUUUUUUCUUUUGUAUCUGAUUUAGCACCGAUAAAUCACUAAGUAUUUUGUUUUCUGUA